This is a messenger RNA of Peronospora farinosa, 4182 nucleotides long. The record is from the annotation of a GenBank genome assembly. Lineage: Eukaryota; Oomycota; Peronosporomycetes; Peronosporales; Peronosporaceae.
AUGGACGUAAAUGGUACUGCGUCUCGAGCGUUUCCUACUUCAUCUCCAGAUACAUCGACACCUGGAACCUCAUCUCCAUUAUCUCCUGUACCAUCACCUUCUUUUUCACGCUCUGAAAGUCUCAAGAAGCUUCACAAUGGCGUCUCCAACACUAUUGACGGGAAAAAGGCUGUAUCAUCACAUAAACCGACUUUAAAGCCGCAAUUACGAGCGCCACCACGACGAAUGCGUAGUGGUAGUGGCAGUGGUAGCAACACGAGCUCCAGUGGCAAGAAACGCGAGUCUGAUGGCCUUCGAAAGACCAAUAUUAACAUGGGAAUUGUCGUUGGAACCAUGAGACGGAGGAAUCGAUUAAGUUUACGGACAAUCUCUCUCUCGGACGAAGAAGAUGAGGAUAAAGUGAAUGUGCCAUUACGAACUACACCGACCAUGGCAUUAAGACGUGGUAAGAGACAGACGAGUCUCCGUAAUAUGGCGUCGCUUGUGCGCUCGCAUCUCAGUAGCAGCAAAAGUCUUGCAGAUUGUACGAAUAAAAGUGCAAAUGGAGAGGCAAAAGAUGAUCCAGCAGCUGCUGUAAAUACUGAUGCUGAUGUUGAUGAGAAACCGGUGCUGGAACGCAGCAACUCGUCGUUUGCGGGGCUUGCGCAGCAAUUGGUGACGUCCAGACGCGCAGCAAAAGGAUUUUUAUCCAUGUGGGCUCGAGAUUCUACCGACACAGUGCAUGUUUAUCGUGGUAUUCAUAUGGAAAAGAUGAAGCUUGAUUUGGUGAGUGUGGCGUCCGAGUAUAAAGAGAUUAAGCGGAGACAGUUUUAUCAAGAACUCGUGGUCUACUUUGUGUUCCUGACACUACUCUUUUCGUUGCUGUCGUGGUUGCCAGUGCAAGAUAGUUUCUAUCAGAACGAUGUGGUGGGGGCUCUUACUUGCAAAGAAGAAGGCGAGUGUGAAAUCAAGACCUUUGCCGAUAUCUACAGUUAUGCUGGCAAACUGAAAGAAACGGUUUGUGACCGUCAAGAUGUUACAGCGCAAUGGGUUCGUAUUGGUGGAGUAGGGUUCAGACAGGUGCGUGUCAAGGAGCAACGCUGCCGGGUUUACGAAGAAUGGGUGGCGCCGUGUUACCCGUUUUACAGCACCGACGUCGAGCAGAAAACUACUCUGUUUGGAGAAAAUGGUACUGGGCGUGUGUAUGAGUGGAGAGAUGGGUUAGGCGAGUUAUCUCCAGAGAUUUCGCGGUCGUUCAUUGACUGGUUAUUCUUUGCUCCCAUUAAGUCGUACGGCUCAGGUGGUUAUGCAGUGGAUUUAUGCGAGUUGGAGGACGUAAGUGAGCUCCAGCGUGACAUCUUUCUCUCCGAACAUACACGGGCCGUGGCGUUUAACUUCAUUUUGCUGAACCCGGUCACUCGUGUUUUCACUAUUGGAAUGCACGUGAUCAAAAUUGAUCCGUCUGGCCACCUCGACCACUUUGCGCACAGUUCCCACGUCCGAGUGAUUGGCCACGAGAAGACGGAGCAGUUUGCAUUCACUGACCGUGACAAAAAACCUCCUCAGCUCCAGCUUCACCAGAGAAUUUUUAGCGCGAUAGGUAGUUCAGUGUCGUCGCUGCGCGAAGCAUUUGAUGUGCGCGUUUUGCUGUGGAUUGCACUGGUUUUAUUCUUCAUCACAUACUGUAUUGGUGAGGCAACUGAGAUGAGUACAAUGGGUGUGGCAACAUACCUUGGAUCGGACAUGUGGAAUUUGUUUGAGCUUACGCACUUGGUGGUGCUGGCCGCCAUAUUAAGUUAUAUGGUGCAUUACUGCAUAGCAUCCAGCACCUUUGCAGAGUACUUAAGAGACUUGAGAGGAGGUCGUGGUGUAGAAGAGCUUAGCCAUUCAAGUUCUCUGGGACUUUUGACCGGGUUCCAACAGCUCUCCGAUCUUGCAUCACUGGGGUCUGCAAUUAGCUUGCUUAAGGUAUUUAAGUUCUUACGCAUGAAUGCGACGCUGAACUUGCUUUGGCGUGUGUUGGGUAUGGCUAUGAGCGACCUUAUGGGCUUUCUUGUCAUUUUUAACCUUAUCUUUUUGGGAUACUCAGCCAUGGGCAGUUACGCCUUUGGCUAUGCUCUUGAAGAAUACUCGACGAUCAGCAAGUCAUAUGGUACUUGUUUCCAGAUGCUGGCUGGUGAGAUGGACUACACGCGACUGCGUCAGGCAAACCCUCGAAUUGCACCGAUAUUUAUCGGCACCUUUGUGGUCUUGGUAUUUCAGAUCCUUGUAAACAUGUUUGUUGCGAUUUUGUCCGAAUACUACGAAGUCGCAACGAAUGAUGAGAGUGCCAGCGGGGAUGAUGUCGAGUACGAUGUGCUUGCGCGUAUCCGUAGCUUUGUAAGUGCGUGCUCGCCAACAGUCGUUGUGCCCAAGGAUUACGGCGUUAUUCGUCUCAUUCCCUGGCAACAAGUACGCCUUAUUUCAACGAACCUUGUUGAUCAAGAAGAGACACGCCAACGUGUAAGGAAGCUAUUUCGCGGUGCGGUUUGGCGCGUUGUUGCCUUAUUGCGCUUUGGAAUGAAGUUUGACCGCCGCAUCCAAUUUGGCGAUCGCAAGACACACGAUGGAAGUGCACACAAUAGCAAUGGCGGGGGCUCCGGCAAGGAUAGUCGUGAACUGGUAUCGCAUAUUCGAUUAUCUGAAAACUUUGAUCACAAGACCAUCAAGGAAAUGAUACCGAUCGGUAUCACAAUUCGACUACAGACAGAUUCCAUACUCGGUGACGGCCUCGCGCUAAAAGUUGUCCAUCACAGCAAACUAUCCGUGGAGUGCAUUGUUUUAGGUCCUAAUGAAAUGGAGAGUGCUGGCUUUGGAAUGAACUUUACUGGAAAGCUGAAGUGUGCACCAACUGCAUUCGCGCCACCUCGCUCUAUCUCUUCGUUGGGUUCGUUCGAGGACGAUUCUGACUAUGACGAUGGCACACCGCGAGAACGUGUUUUGGAGUUAAUAGGUGGUGAGAAAUUGCGAAUUCCAAAACGGAGACUCGCGGUGCACUUGUGCCGUAUCAUGUUGCAGGAGCUCAAAAUGGGUCUGAUGCGUGCAACAAAGUUGUGGAACUAUUCCAAAGACCACAUGGUGGACGAUUAUCAUCUCGAACUGCUAUUUGAAAGUGUUCGCGCGGAUGGUCGUACGAGUCUACGCUUUGAUGAGAUUUCUCGCAUGUUGGACCUGUUCCUGCGUAAGGAUAAGCGCAAAGCAAUGUGCUCGCAAGCGGAAGUGCAGCGCGAAGCCCUUCAGGUAAUGUACCGUUUCCGUAAAUGCCUGAUUGACAUGCCGUCUCGUGAAAAAGAAGGCCACAACUACCGCCCAAAGCCUGUCGACACGUCCAAGGUGGAACUAGGUCAUCUUGAGCAUCUAGGUGAUGUCCUGGCUCGCAACUGUCAUGACAUGUGGGCACUUGAACGUCUCAAACAAGGAUGGCUGUACGGCAUCCAGCGUGAUGACAAGAACAAGAAACAUCCUAACCUUGUUCCCUACAAGUUGUUAUCCGUGGAAGAGCAAGCUUUUGACUACCGGUCGUCUAUUGAGACGAUCAAGACGAUUGUCUUUAUGAACUACGCGAUCACGCGUACAAGCCACUCGCACAGCGGUUCGUUCCAUGAAGCUAUUUCGCGGUCAGCUUCCAUGAUGUCGGAUAUCGCUGAUGGCCUGGGUGAAAGUAAUAGUUCACUUGUUAGUGCUGGCUCGGAUUCGACAAGUCCUCGAGCUAAUCGUUUGGCUAUAUUCGAGGAGUUGGGCACUGCCUCUCAUCCUGGAGCACCAACCAAGCCUGUGCCGUCAUUGCUGCGCGAGGCAAUGAGUUUCCGGCGCAAUAGUCUUAUGGGCGAUUCUCCGUACUUUACAACCUACGGAGAGGGAAAUGUAGAAGUAUACCGUCCUCUGCCUAUUGAUACGACAACUGUCGAGUUGCCUCCAAGACUGUUGCGUCUUGUUGAUCUUUUAGCCGAAAACGCGCACGAGGUUUGGGCAAAGGGUCGUAUGGAUGAAGGCUGGACGUAUGGCCCGCAGCGUGAUGACAGCUCGAAGAAACAUCCGUGUCUCGUUCCGUAUGUGUUCCUCACGGACGAUGAAAAAGAAUAUGAUAUCAACAUCGCCAAAGAGACCCUCAAGACUUUGAUGGCGAUGAAAUUUACGAUUCUUGACCGCCCGAGCAAGUAUUGA